Molecule: messenger RNA, 8310 nt
Organism: Salvelinus namaycush (lake trout)
Lineage: Eukaryota; Metazoa; Chordata; Actinopteri; Salmoniformes; Salmonidae
Exons: 9
Coding region: 1-7266 (2421 amino acids)
Biological process (GO): regulation of transcription by RNA polymerase II
Cellular component (GO): nucleus
Molecular function (GO): DNA-binding transcription factor activity, RNA polymerase II-specific; DNA binding
Source: RefSeq, a predicted model, not a curated record
AUGGCGGAAGAAGAGAGUGAAUUUGAGUUAGAGGGUUUUAAAAAAGAAUUGGAGAGUUUGUUUGUCAGUAACUCAAGUGAAGAAUACGGACUUCAAAGCAAGUUAUACUGUUUACGGUUCUGUAAGUUGGUGGAGGUGUAUUCCGGACGAUGGCAGGUACCCUUGCCACAGCUGCAGGUGCUCCAGACUGCUCUAUGUUCCUUUGUCCAAGCCUCGGCCUGCUUCCCGUCUGACUGUGAACAUGUAUGCUACACACUGAGUAGCCUUGCCCUGAGUGCUUUUGAGCUCUUGCUGUUUUUGAACAGGAAUAAGAUCCUGCAGGAUCCCUUGAAAAAUGUCCUUGAUUCGUUCCAGGAAUGUUUUUCCCAGCUGGAGAGGCACCAGAACAUUCACCUGCUCCAGGUGGGACAGAUCAUCAGAGAGAAGGGUCCGUGGACCAACCCCAUACUACAGGCCAUCCUGAAGGACUCACAACAGCCCCGGGAUGAAGUGGACCGGUACCUAGGCUCAGAGGUGCCAGUGUUCUUCGAGCUGCGUGUUCGUUACCUGCUGUCCAGUGAGAUGUUCACCGAGGCUGUGGUCUUGGCUAAGACCUGCUCUCAGCACCCUGUUGCCGGACGACACCUGUUCUUCAGACAGGCCUACCUCACCUGUCUCUUGAAGGCGUCGCUCCCUCACCAUAUGCACGAAGAGAUGUCUGACAUCGACGGUAAGGAUGCUGUGGAUAUCGUGUGUAACACAGAGAGUGAGGAGAGCGACGAGACGCUUUUGGCCCUCUGCACAGCCUUCCUCGCUCAGCAACUACACAGAGGAGACAUGUACUGCAUGUGGGAUUUGGUGUUCGUAUGGAGUAGACUCCAUCUGCGGGUCAGGCCUUCCAAGCAGGCCUUCCUGGAAGAGAGUCAUCGGUUGAUGCUUUCCGCCACCAACAUCAGAUCAAUAUUCUCUUUCAUCAGAGUGAUCCUUGCAGAGCUAGGAAAGGAUGGUCUCCAGUUUUGUGUGGAGCUCUGCACCCACUCCCUCCAGACGAACCCCUGCGACGACGCCACCAAGUCCCUCAUCUACAAGACGGUAGCCUACCUCCUCCCCAACGACCUGGAGGUCUGCCGGGCCUGCGCCCUCCUCGUCUUCUUCCUGGAACGCACCGUGGAGGCCUACAAAACGGUGUUCCUCCUCUACACGCACCCCGACCAGGAGUACCACGCCGAAGCCGGUCCCAUCGGGAACCACAUCCGCUUUGAGAUCCUCCAGACCCUGAAGAGAGGUCUCUACUUCGAUCCAGAGUUCUGGAACCUUUUGAAUCUCCGGACCAACUGCCUGAAGCUGAUGAGCGAGAAGAAGGCGGAGUUGGCGAUGAUGAUGAUGGAGGAGGAUGAUGGGUGGGUGUCCAACUACUGCAGCACCGCCACCAAAGAGCCCUGUUGCAGCUGGAGCGCCGACCUGUCAGAGCGUGUGCAGCCUACACAUGUAGAGACUAAACCAGUACAGACUAAACCAGUACAGAAACACGUUCAGAUUAAACCCUUUCACCAGGUAACGGCGCCCAAAAGGCGGUUCCAAAAAGAAGAGAAGAAUCACGGUUCCACGGCGCCAGCGGCAGCCAAACGUGUCAAAGCUCAAAGGUUGGAAAAGACCUCUGUUGUCGAGCCGCAGCAGCUGCCUGUUAAUCAUGUGACGCCGGUGACGGCGAAAGCUAAGAUAGAGAAGCUGGCUGAACCCCCUGUUGUCGAGGAACAACCUGUAAUAAAAAGAAGAGGGAGGAAGCCCGGGCCGAAGCCGGGACCGCGGUCAUCUGUCAAAACAACAGAGUCGUCAGCCGAGACCUCCUCUGUCAGACGGUCCUUCAGACAACUGGACAUGGCGCAGGAGAACCUGGCCAGGCAAGUCGGUCAUAGACCACAUAGGCACAUGACCAGACUCUCGGAGAAGAAACCUCCCAAACGGAGGGGUAGGAAACCCCGUUGGCUACUGGAGGGUACGUUUCAGGCUGAGAACAGUGCUCCCCGGAAGGGUCGCCAACCAGGGAGGAAACCUCCACAGCAGAAGACCCAGCAGACACCAGUGGACAAGACCAAUAAGACUUCUCAGUCUGGUGCCGCUGUCAAGGAAAGCACAACCAAACAAAAGAAUGCCGUGACCUCACAGAAUAAAAUGGCGGGCGCUCGUCUAACAGCUCCGAGGGAACAGGAAGGUAAACGUCAGAAGGAGAUUCCUGCUACUAACCACCUACCAGCAGUAUCUCCUGCUCAUGACUCAAAGCUGGAGGUCUCCCUACCUGACAACGAAAUAUUUGGGUUCUUCCAUGAGGAUUAUCUCAGUAGGCAAGGACCGGUGACUCUAAACUGUGAUAAAUCUAAGGCACCAAUCCAGGCACAGUAUCGGGUGAAGGAUCGACUCGGAGAGGUGGUUAUCCUUUCCCCUCAGAAUGCCAGUCUCUUCAUACACCAGUUGCACAACUACGCCCAGACGCCGAAGGCGGAAGGUGUCACGUUGAAUACCGAAACCUGUUUGUUGAAAGCGACAGAUGUCCGUCCCUCCCUAAACCAAAGUUGUCUGCCGGUGUCGUGUGACGCUUCGGGGGUAUUUUACCAGACGUCUCCAGUGGAAAUGGAAGUUGAGGUCUCCUCACAAACUGUCCAGGCAACCGCCACUGAUAUGACUUUCACACCACAAGGUGGAGCUGUCGAACACAUCGAAAGACCCAAGAAUGAGGAAGGAUUCUCUACUGAUGCUCAGCAAACAUGUACUCCAUCUGUUCUCGCAGUGAAUGUCAUUGUUCCUAAUAACACAGGAAGAAGAACAAAUACGGAUGUAACUGAUGUUCCAAGGGAACCAACGGAAGUUACGAAUAUUCCAAAAAAGCAAACCGCUUCUGAAGUCAGGGAUAUUUUAGAAUCGUCCAGGAAGUCCGAAGUUACUGAUAUUCUGAAAGAGGCUAUGGAUAUAGCAAACAUUGGUGUGGAUGAAGCAAUGAUGGAUGACGGUGACACUGGCAGCGUCCCUGGAAAGGAAACUCGGGAGCUUGUUGUUCUUACGCCUUUCUGCUGGCUGGCUAAUACCUCAAUGGAUGCGUUUGCCAAAGAGUUUGAAAAGUUUGCCAAGGGUCCGGAUUCUGAUGUUGUCGUAAAGCAGGAGUCAGUGAUACCACAUACCACAGAUAAUGUCUCGCACAAAAAGUUGGAGAUGACAUUGUCAACGGUCUUACCACAGACCACAGAUAAUGUCUCGCACAAAACCUUGGAGACGACAUUGUCAACGGUGUUACCACAGGCCACAGAUAAUGUCUCGCACAAAACCUUGGGGAUGACAUCGUCAACGUCUCCAAAAGUCAUCCCUAAGGCCGUCACAGACCCAGUGGUCCUUGAACACACUUCAAAAGUAACCAAAGUCCAGGACACCCAACUGGACAUUAAGGGUACCUCACAAAACAUGGAGCCGGAGGAUAUCUCAAUGGCCGCUGAGAGCUUCCCACAGUUCACUGAUGAGACCCGGCAGCUUGAGCACCCCCUGAAAGCCACUGUGGGUACUCCAGAGGACCCUGUGGACUCGACACAGGACAAUGACACCCCUCAGAUCACUGAAGCCCCCCCACAGAAUACACAGGACAUAGGACAACUCCCAGAGGACACCCUGAAAGUCACUUUCACUGAAGUCACCCCACAGGCUACUGAGGACCGCACAAAAGCCACUGUGGAUACUCCAGAGACUGUGGACACACUACCACAGAACAUAGAGGAGGACAGCUUGGAGGUAAUUGAGGAUGCCCGGAAAGUCACUGUAGACAGCCAGGAAGUCACUGUAGAUACCUCCGAGCACAUUGAGGAUGCCCUACAAAUACAAAACACUGCAGACACCCUACAGGGCACGCCACAGCUCACAGUGGAUGCCCCAAUGGUCGCUGAAGAGCUCACCAAGAACACACGUGGUGCCAAACAGAACAAUGGGGACACGCCAAAGCUGCAUGAGGACACCCUACAGGACACACCUGUCACUGAGGACACCCCAGGAGUCCGUGAAGAGACGUCACAGGAACCCAAAGAUACCUCAAAGGUCAGCGGAGAUACCCCGAAGGUCUCUGAGGACAUCCUUAAAGUACAUGUGGAUACUCAGAAGGUCCCAGAGGACACCCCACAGAACACACAAGUCAAUGAAGACACCUCAAUGGUCACUGAAGAUACCCCACAGGACACGCAGUACAAUUCACCGGUCACCCCGAAAGUCACUGAAAGUGCUCACACUCCAAAGGUCACCCCAAGAGUCCCUGAAGACACGUCACAGGACCCCAAAGACGCCUCAAAAGUCACUCAAAACUCUCCACAGAAAACACAGGACACCCCAAAAUUCACUAAGGACACCCCAACUGUCUCUGGGGAUAUCGGACAACAUCCCGGAGAUGGCACUCCACAGGAAAAUGAGAACAACCCACUGGCAUAUCGCUGUAGUCUCUGCAACAAGGUUUUCAAAGGCAAACGUGUUAUAGCCCACGCCAUGUACCACUUCCGCAGGGACCAAUGUAUGUUCUGUAGGAUGCUGUUCAAAAACGACCUGCUCGCCAUGAUGCAUCUAUCCCAACACAUCGACAAGUUGAAAAAAGGAAACCUACCGCCUGAUAUUGAGGAGGUUCGUGAGAACUGUAAAGCUGGGAUGUCAGACACGCCUGGACGUUCAACGCAGAGGGGGAGACGGGGACGCAAGAGGAUCCCUGUAAACUCCUCAGAGUCAACUCCUCCGGAUUACAGGAAGCUACGGUCGACCAAUAGGAUCUCCUCUAUAAACUCCUCAGAGUCAACUCCACCGGAUCGCAGGAAGCUACAGUCUAACCCUAAGCUACUGUCGACCAAUAGGCUCUCAACUGACUCUCAACCUUCACCAGAGACUAAACUCGCAACAGAAGAGUCUGAAGGCAAGCAGUCGACGCAGAGGGUCAAUGGACAGAGGGGCAGAAGACGAGUUAAGGUUGAAGGAACUGAGGGUGAUGGUGAUGCUCGGGCAGAGGAACAAGAAAAGAUCAGUAGGAGGCAAGAGGAGGAGCACUCGGCUCCGGAACAGAGGGAGGAACCCGUGGCGAUCUCUACUUCUCCGGCGACGACAUCGACAGGUGAACAAGGGGGAACCUAUUCCUCUCCUGUGACGAAGACUUUGGAAGAAGAGGAGAAACCCUGUUCCUCGGCAAAGACCAUGGAGGACAACGCAGAAUCUCAGCCUGUAUCGGUAAAACAGGACAGGCUUUCAGUUUCCCCUCUAGAGACCUCAGUUCAGGGUAAAGAGACUCCCGGCAGCUGCCCUGUGGAGGGAUGCACAGAGAUAUUCACUGGAAAACGUCAUUCUCUCCUCGGACAUAUUCUGGACGAUCACCGCGGCGACGCCAAACCCUUGGAAACGACGUUCCGUCACGGGAAUGGAAAAUGCAAUAUUUGCAAGAAGCCCGUUUUGACUUUGCAGCAUUACCAGCACCACAUUGUAUGGCACGGAGGAUAUCCCAGGCAUCCCUGUCUACAUGAUGGGUGUAAAGCCCGGUUCAGUGCAGCGACAGAAAUGAGGAACCACGCGAAGACCCACCAGCCCCUCCUGGCAGUGUGCUGUUUCCCAGGUUGUCGGGAGCGCCUGGCUUGUCUUCCGGAGCUGAACCGCCACGAACAAGAACACUAUCGUCUUCCGAAGGAAGGGAAGGAUGAAUCUGUUUUCGCUACCCUCGUCACCAAUACCACCUCUGUAAAAGUGACUAGACGGUGUAAGACGAAGAGGAAUAAGCUACAGAAGAUGCAGGGUGUAAAGAAACGAUGGCCUCUUGGAGAAAAGGAGGGAUCGGCAACUGACCUCACUACUACUACUACUACUACUGUAAAGGUAACUAGGAAGUAUGACUUGACCAAGACGUUGAAGAAAACACAGGUUAUAAAGAAACGGAAUGUUCAUAGAGACAAGGACCCUCGUACUACUGACCUCUCUACCGUCUCUGUAAAAGUAACAAAUAAGUUGAAGAAAUUGCAGGUUAAGAGGAAACCGUGUGUUGGUAAGAAAAUGGACGCUCCAACAACUCCCGUCACCACGGCCAAUGAAAAGGCUGAAAAAGUGAGCAAGAAGUUAAAGAUGAUUCAUAAGGUAAAGAAAGCGUGGGCCGUAAAGAGAGAGAACGUUAGCAAAGACAAUUAUACCCCAACUGGUCCAACCACCUCCGCCACAAUUACCGCCACUGAAAAAGUUACCAAAAAGCUACAAUUUUUAAAUAAGUUGAAGAAAAUGCUUGUUAUUCAGAAACCGAACGUUAGCAACGAAAAGGAUACUCAACCUGGUCCAGCCACCGACACGAAAGUGACAAAAAAAUCUAAGGUGACCGAUAAGUUAAAGAAAACACAACUUGUAAAGAAACCGAGUGUUGGAAAAGACCCCAGGAAGAUGUCAGCUGUUAGCACAGACGAGGAUACCCAACCUGUUCCUCCCACCGUCGCUCCAAAAGUCACCGAGAAGUUACCCAUGGUGACAGAGAAGGUGAAGAAAACACAAGUUCUAAAGAAACAAAUAGUUAUCAAGGAACCCAAGAAGACAUCAAAAAAGCCCUUGAAGUCAAAGACCUCUGGUCCAGAGAAAGAUGUUAAUAAAGUCACAGACGUGCUGGGAAGUAAAGACAUAGAAGUGGUAGAAAGUAAAUCAAAGGAAGAAGAUAAUAAACCAUCGGUAGAAACAUCAGACUCGACAGCUAGCAGUGUCUGUGACCAGAAGAUGGUUAACGGACAUUUAAAGGUCAUCACUAAAGAAUCACCAAAAUACCAGAAAAGUCUUAAAACAAGCACAGUUUCCAAAUCAAAGAAAUGCGAACCACGAAACCAUAAGCCUGCUACUCCCAAAACCCCUACAAAUACUCCCAAACCCCCUACAAAUACUCCCAAACCCCCUACAAAUACUCCCAAACCCCCUACAAAUACUCCCAAAACCCCUAUCAAGGAGGAAGCGAAAAACUCUACAUUCUUUGGGAAGAUUAACAACAGGCCAUACAUCCGGCCUCCGCCCACGGCCUACCUAGACGAGAGGUACACCACCAUGCCAAAACGCAGGAAAGAGAUGUCCUGGACCACUCGUCUCUCUCCAAUGCGCCCGGACCUGGUGGUGGAGGCAUCGGGGACCACGGCUACACCGUUGGUCUGUAGGCGGCGCUGUGCCAAGUGUUUCUUGUCCUUCGACAGCGGAGAAGAGUUGCAGACGCACCUCUCGCUGAAGAAAUGCACGACCCUUUUUGGUUUCGACUCGGACGAGGAGAGUAGCUGGUGAAGCUGAUGGACAAGAGUACAUGAUUGGAUGUGCUGCUAUGGGUGGGGGGUGUUGAACCCCUUUCUACCCUGCUACCUUACUGAGGGACGACCAGGGUUUACAGGACUCUUAACAUGACUUGCUGGCUAGUCUGGAACAGCCAUGCCAGGCCUCCUCUUGUGACUGAAGCGGGCUAGUCUGGAACAGCCAUGCCAGGCCUCCUCUUGUGACUGAGGCUGGCUAGUCUGGAACAGCCAUGCCAGGCCUCCUCUUGUGACUGAAGCUGGCUAGUCUGGGACUGCCAUGCCAGGCCUCCUCUUGUGACUGAGGCUGGCUAGUCUGGGACAGCUACAAACAGAAGACACCUCUCUCAACCCUGCUACCUUAUUGAAGAGGAUUCUUAAAGCGUUAACUCUUACAUGACUUGCUGACUAGCCUGGUGGGAUGUGACUGAAGUUGGCCUCGGCGGCUACAAACAGAGGACGGAGAACACUAUUAAGGGUUGUGACCAUUCUUCCAUGCUCUGUCUCCCGUGGUCAUAGGAGUAACCUACGACCUUUGAACCCUGACCUAAAAUCCAAAGUUCAGGGGAUUUUGAUUGAUCGACCAGGAAGCGUCUCUAAAGCCUAAAGGACUUAUGAGGCGGACACUAUGAGACCCGGCAGGAUGGUCGGAUAGUUAAUAUAUUCUAUGUUUUCAUUUGUUUUUACCGUAUUUACUUUGGACUGAAGAAGUGCCUGGAACCAACCUGCUACUUCCUGCUUCUCUUCUAUUGGUCAAUGGUCUAGGGGUUGUGUCCCAAAAUGGCAUAUUAUUCCCUCUAUAGUGCACUACCCUAUGUGGGCCCUGGUCAAAAGUAGUGCACUAUAUAGGGAAUAGUGUUCUAUAGGGCCCUGGUCAAAAGUAGUGCACUAUAUAGGGAAUAGGGUGUCAUUUGGGCCACGGAGACUUAUUGCCGGGGGUCAAGGAAUGACUCUUGAAGCUGUGAGAACUGAUGUUAUGCAGGGAUGUUAACUAUACAAAAUGUUCAGAUAUUUAACACACUAAAAAAAAAAAAAAAAAAUA